AAUAACUAUAUACCGUAGCACAACGGCACGGGCCUAAGAGAAGUCAUGGCUCUUUGUAUCCAAAUCGAAAAAACAACCAAAACUCCACCAGCACAGAAAUCUUUGGAAUCCUUAUUUUAGGAGUCAUAGUUGUAAGAUCUCAUUGUUUACUAGGCCUCAGAUCGAGAGUUGUAGGAGAUUCAUUCACUUGAAUUUCUGCGACUUCAUCGCUAAGACAAGGUACGUUGCUAGAAUUAAGGAUCAUUACAUAUUUAAUCCUGUGUCUACCCGGACGGACCAUCAUCUGACUAAUUCCCAUCUUUGUUGCAGCAACUCAGCACAAACCCAUUCUCAACAACAAGUCAUGGAUUCUAUGAGAUCUUUGAAUACCUCUCUUCCCGGAGGUAAAUCUCCUUCAAAACAACAGAACUGCGACACCCCACAACAGCUUCUCAUCGCACAAUUCAAGGCGGCCGCUUUAUCCGUCACCAAUCUCUACAAGACCGCAGCGGCUGAUCAAGGAAGAGCUAGGGCUGAAGGUUAUCAGGAUGCACUGGAUGAGCUCUUAAGUUUCCUUGACAAAGAAGAUAUUGGAUUGAGUGAUGGCGAGGGUUGGAGGAUUCGAAGGUGGGCGACCGAGAGAUUAGAUGGUCGAGACACAACAUCACACAACGACAGCGACGACGAAGUUCCAGAGAAAACAGAUCGCGGAUCCUCACCAGUAAUUCAGAGAUCGCAAAGCGCAACUGAUAAUCCGACAUCAACUGUUAAAUCAACGAGAGCUACUUCGCCAAUGAGGACAGAGACAGCGCCUCCACCUCCGACCGUUGUAUUACCCGACCCAGAACCAGAACCUCCAACGAUCACGGAGCUUCCACAGAGCACAUUUACCUUUCGAUCCUCACAACAAUAUCCACAAGAUCCUGAUAUUUUAUUGUCAGAUUUGGAUUUAUCGGAUAAGAACCGUUCUCAAACCCACGAUUGUUUCACUAAUCAGCCAGCGGGUAUUUCCCACACUCGACCUUCACGAACCAACGCAAGACACAACAACCAUCCUUCUCGAUUAAAUGCUAGAUCUUCGACUUCUAUAAGCCGGGGCGCUGGUCAAAAGCGGAAAAUAAACUUUGGGGAUUUUUUCGACCUAGGGAAUCUAGGGCAUGGAGAUGAUUCUUUCGGUGGCGGCGGAAAGAGAGGAAGAUUCGUUUGAACGUCCAUCGCUUUUCCCGCGCAUUAUUUGUACAUAUCGAUGUAUUAUACCUCCUAUGGCAGGUACGGAACCACAUCUUUACAACAUUUGGUGGAUUAUGGACGAUUUUCAACGACCUUCACGAUAACAUGCCUACACAAUUUCGGAAAUUUUGUUCCUAAGAAGCAUUUACACGGGAUAAUGGAGUAGCGGAACAGAAGACCGUGCAUUGGAAGGCGUCAGUUAGACAGCGAAUUUAUCUGUCCAUGGGGGCAAGGCAUACCGGUAGUCUCUAUGUAUAGACUGCAUAUCAUUCAUAGUCAUCAAGUUAAAUACCCAUCGUUAAUUUUUGAGUUUUGAGUUGUACUUCCUGGCUUCCGGACCUUUGGACCUUUCUCGUAUUCGAGAUGUGCUACUGGGAAGAUGGGAAGAAACAUUGGCAACAUCUCAAUUAGUGUUGAGAAAAUUAUCAAUAAAAAUUUCCAACCUUAUUUAGUAGUGGCAAAUUUGAGAUUCCCAAA
Sclerotinia trifoliorum is the source of this 1686-nucleotide messenger RNA. Lineage: Eukaryota; Fungi; Ascomycota; Leotiomycetes; Helotiales; Sclerotiniaceae. The record is from the annotation of a GenBank genome assembly.